AUGCAGGACAGCCAAUCGCCGGAAUUGGAACAAGCACUUAGGAACGAAGAUGUCACCAGCCUGCAAUUGCCCAGCAUUCAUCUCAGACCCGAGCAGAGCUUUGGCACGAGAGAGUACGGGAAUGUUUGGGGAGCAUCGCACGGAGAAGCUCUGGAAAAGAACGGAGAGAUCUCGGCUAAGGACCUUGGCAAAGGGCUCGACAACCCAAAGGGUGAAUAUAACUGCUUCUUGAAUGUCAUCAUACAGUCCUUGUGGCAACUGGAAUCCUUCAGAGAGGCUCUCUUGACAAACUCUGAACUAAGCCUGAGACCUGACGAUGAAUCUGAAGCCGCUGCCUUCUUGCGCAGUUUGGCUAAGGUUUUCUCGUCGCUAUCAGGAAGCAAGAGCGGAGUCGAUGUUAAUCUCUUCGUAGUGGACCCGACGGAGUGCCGCAAGGCUCUCAGCUCCAUCUUCAUGAGCCGCAAACGGUCACAGGUGCAUGAGAUGGCGGAUGCUUCCGAAGCGCUCAAUGACAUCCUGGAGACUCUCCAGCUGUUCUUCGAGCAGAGCGGGAAGACGGACUCUUCGGAUGCCUCGUCAAACAUCGUGCUGGGUUCCUUCGGACUCAAGGUGAAGGAGGGCUUGCGAUGCUCCACCUGUGGCUACAAGAUGCAGGAGCAGAGCUACACGCGCUUCUUCCACUACGUUCCUCCGAAGCUGCUGGCUGACGUGCACCAGCAGCUGAGGGACCAAAAGUUGUCGCCCGAGGACCUUCUGCGUGAGGCGUACGCACGUGACACAAGGACUUGCCCUGGAUGCAAGGAGGGGAACGCGAUGUUCGAGUGCUCUCAGGCUCUGUUCUCCUGCCCCGACAUCUUCAGUCUCGUGCUGGUCUGGGAGACAACAUCGGCUACUCCUGACGACAUCAGCCUCCUCUUCCACCAGCUUCCCCUCGUCCUCGACCUCUCCCUGGUCUACUCGGGAGUGCCAAGUGGCUCCAAGUACCGCCUGCGCUGCAUGGUCUGCUUCUACGGACAGCACUACGUGCUCCUGUCCUACAAGCCGCGGGUGAAGCAGUGGGUUCAAUACGACGACUCUUCGGUCAAGCGCGUUGGCGACUGGAAGGAAGUGGUGGAGAGGUGCAGACUGGGUCGAUUCCAGCCAAACGUCCUCUUCUACGAGAGGUGCACGUAG
Messenger RNA from Guillardia theta CCMP2712, 1173 nucleotides. RefSeq lists its product as hypothetical. NCBI's taxonomy places the organism in Eukaryota, Cryptophyceae, Pyrenomonadales, Geminigeraceae. Gene Ontology annotation, biological process: protein deubiquitination. The transcript has 2 exons. Bases 1 to 1173 code for a protein of 390 amino acids. Gene Ontology annotation, molecular function: cysteine-type deubiquitinase activity. The record is from RefSeq and is a predicted model, not a curated record.